AUGAGUGAGCCACAGACAUUCACCGAUAGGAUUAAACAAUCUUCGCAUCCGUUGGCACUUCUGUUCUUCCUUGGUUUCAGAAUUGGUGCACCGGUGGCGUAUGCUCUUGGAAUGUUCUUCACGAAAAGCUUCAUUCUUGAAUUCAUAACUGUCAUCUUACUGUUGGCUGCUGAUUUCUGGAACGUCAAGAACAUCAGCGGACGACUUCUCGUUGGACUGCGUUGGUGGAACGAGACUGACGACAACGGUGAAAGCAUAUGGGUCUUCGAAACUGCCAACCCUGACAGACAGAUCAACCCUGUUGACUCAAACAUAUUCUGGUUCUGGCUAUACCUCACGCCUUUCGUCUGGGGCGUUAUGGGCAUCUUGGCUUUCCUCAAACUCGAAUUCCUGUCGUUGAUACUGGUGAUUAUUGGGCUCACGCUGACCAUCAUCAACACCAUGGCGUUCACAAGAUGUGACAAGUUCGGAAAGGCCAACGAUCUGGCCUCCAGUGUCUUUGGAACCGUGUCAGGCUCCAUGUUUGGAAGACUAGUGCCAUCCUUCUUCAGAGGAAACCAGUAAAAAAACCACUCGAGUAUACAUAAGUAUGCUUAUACACACUCAAUUGAUCUAUAUAAACAACAAAUAACUGAAGUACUUACCCUCGAGUGUAUAGAAAAGUUGCCUAGUUGGUUAAUCCUG
Molecule: messenger RNA, 684 nt
Organism: Williopsis jadinii
Lineage: Eukaryota; Fungi; Ascomycota; Saccharomycetes; Phaffomycetales; Wickerhamomycetaceae
Gene: TVP23
Product: Tvp23p
Exons: 3
Coding region: 1-564 (187 amino acids)
Biological process (GO): protein secretion; vesicle-mediated transport
Cellular component (GO): Golgi membrane
Source: RefSeq, a predicted model, not a curated record